AUGAGACAGAGUCAGACUCAGCAUGGGUGUGGCCACAGCACAGAAGCCUUUAAGGUGAAAGGUUCAGGAAGAAUCUACAACUCUUGGCUCUGUUGCCUGUCGAGGGUGAAGAAGCAACUACUGACACAGCAGAGUGGAGGGCCCCAACUGGAGGGCCUGGUAAUCUCCUGGUCAGUCUAGGAGGGGACAUUAGCCCCUCUGAUAGCUCAGAUUAAGCUCAGGGGGCUUUAGGCGCAAACAACCUGCUUUUCAUUGUGUGACCGGGACAAGCGAGGACCACCAGCACCAUGAGGGCUGUCCAGUUCUGUCCACUGAUGCUGCUUUCUCUGGUUCUGCUCCCAACCAUCAGUGAGGCUCUGCAAUGUUACACCUGCAUGGGCUCCAAUAACGACGACUGCAACCGACAAGGCUCCAAAUCUUGUCCCAGCUACUCUGAUGCCUGCGCUGUGGUGGUGGGCCAUGACAGUGGGGUGAUGAAGUCCUGCUCCUACAAGUCCUUCUGCAGUCAGGCCACCAGUCAGGGCUACAGAGCUCCGGGCGUCAGAGUCCACUGCUGCUACAGCGAUGACUGCAAUGUGACGAGCUUCGCCUGCCGCCCGCCAGGACUCAGCUCCCUGCUGCUGUUUCUGCCUCUGUUGUUCCACUGUUUAUUCAAGUAGUCGUACUACUGAACUUCAUCAUGCCAACAAGGAUCCGUCUGCAACACAAACGCCAAACCCCCCCCCGCCUAAUUUUACACUACAUGACCUUUACAUUCUGCUUUGAUUUACCUUAUUUAUUUAAACAGAACCAGGGAGUUACUGUACCUAUGAGAGCUCAAGGUGCUUUGUGUGAUUGCAUGGAUUAUACGCGCCAUGUAGGACUGAAGCCAUUUAUGGGGUCUUCAAGUAGAUGCGUCUUUCAGUGGAUUUCACUAAGCCAGUAACUAGAUGAUCCCGAGGGGUGUGGUGAAAUCUGUGAAACCGCAGGAUAACAGGAGCAAGACCUGAUGACGUCUUUUUGUCUUCUAGUGACAUGGUCGCAGCAGAUGUUCCCGUGACUAAAUAUGUCUCUGAGGGUUCACUCAGCCUGUGCGUCGUUGUGUCAUUAGCCCGCUUGCUGUCGAUCACACAUCUGACGAGCUCGAUGAGAUAUUCUAAAAGGUGGUGAGAAAAACACCUCUCCCACAACGGAAAUCUACGCACGCCCUUUUACACAGUCAGGUGUGUUACACCGGUGAGGUUAAUCCACUGCGUUUGAAGUCACUUAAAGACUUACUGAGCUUAUAAACUGAGGCUGAACACAUGAGGACAGCCUAGAAGUCAAGGCUACUGUAUAUGUUGUGUAAAAAGUAUAAAGAAAAAGAUUCAUAAUGUCCAGUUGGUUGCAGGUACUCCAUGCUGUAUAUUGUGCAGUUUUCUUUGAACCCACAUUGGGGAAUACAAUUACUUUUAAGUAUAGAAGGUCCCAGCCAACUGCACAUCUUUUGCUUAUUUUAUGAAUGUUCAUGUACACUGUAUGAAAGUAAACUGUAAUUCUAAAGAAACUAGGAAGGCCCAUCCUUUCUCCACGGUUUAUACCAUAAUGUAAGGGAAUAAAGUAAUACUACAAUUGAAUGGAGUAAAAAAAAAAAAAAAUACUAGAUGUACAGACCGAAUAAUAAAGAUGUUGAAACUCAUGAUUUG
Acanthopagrus latus (yellowfin seabream) is the source of this 1664-nucleotide messenger RNA. It is a transcript of the gene ly6pge, whose product is annotated as lymphocyte antigen 6 family member pge. Lineage: Eukaryota; Metazoa; Chordata; Actinopteri; Spariformes; Sparidae. Bases 288 to 659 code for a protein of 123 amino acids. The record is from RefSeq and is a predicted model, not a curated record. The transcript is spliced from 3 exons.